AUGUUUGCUCCGACUAAGCGCUGGCGUCGUUGGCACCGUCCUGUCAAUAUUGGUGCUUAUGCAGACGCUGAGAAGGCUAAGGAUAGUAUUGGAAUUCGUCCUGGUAAAGACUUGAGUUUGCGUAAACUUGCUCCUGGUGGUCACUUGGGUCGUUUGGUUAUAUGGACUAAAUCGGCUUUCGAGAAGUUAGAAUCGGUUUACGGAUCAUUUGAGAAGCCAUCGGAGAUGAAGAAGGGAUAUGUUUUGCCUCGUCCUAAGAUGGUAAAUGCUGAUCUUGCUAGGAUCAUCCAUUCUGAUGAGGUUCAGAAUGUUGUUAGGCCGAUUAAGAAGGAUUUAAGUAGAGCUGUGAUGAAGAAUGUUGGGGUCGGAUUUCACCCGCUCAACGUCAGCGUUCAAAUCUUGACCAAACUAAGACUCUUGCCGCCUAAGAUAAUAUGA
This is a messenger RNA of Arabis nemorensis, 438 nucleotides long. The record is from the annotation of a GenBank genome assembly. NCBI's taxonomy places the organism in Eukaryota, Viridiplantae, Streptophyta, Magnoliopsida, Brassicales, Brassicaceae.